CUCGAGGAAAAACACGUCGUCGCGCCCAACACAAACCUCAUCACUGCUCUCCUCUAGAAUCCUUCUUGGUCAAUAAUAAUACUCGCCACCAUGUGUUUCAAUCGUCCCCCACGCCCCUAACAUCAAACCCUCGUUUCGCAAUGGACCCCUUUACCAGCGAAAAACACGUCCACGUGCGAGAUCACUCACCAAGUAUGCGGCCAAUGCGACGGAUCCGUCGUAAACUACCGUUGAUCAUCAUUCUGGCCUUCUCGACACUGGUUCUAUUGUCCAUUUUCAAAAGUGUAACCCACCAUGUCUGUUCUGGUACGGCGCGUGCCCUGGGAUUGUGCAGGUCUGCCGUGGACCCCCAGGACUGGAAACUGUUCUACCAUCUAGGGGGUAAUGGCCCAUGGAUUCCCAAGUCGGACAACGUCGCCUACGACCAUGCGCCAUUGCCGAAAGGUUGCUCCGUCGACCAGGUCCAUAUGUUGUCGCGACAUGCUGAACGCUAUCCGACCAAAACUGCAGGCGCUCGUCAUCUCGAACUAUUGAAACGUCUGGACGACCCGGCCGUUUCGCUCGAGGGAUCUUUGUCCUUUGUCAAGUCUUGGACCUAUUUCACCGACCCAACCGACCCGGCCUUUGAGAACCUCACUCAGACCGGUCCAUAUGCAGGAACACUGCAAGCCAGCAAUACCGGCAAAACCCUGAGGGCCAGGUAUCAACACCUCCUACCACGCCACCAAAGCACCCGUUUCUGGUCUUGCGGCUCCCCACGAGACAUCGAGACGGCCAAGCAAUUUGCAUCGGGCUUCUUCGGCGCCAACUGGCUGUCUGACGGCACCGCCGAACUUCAAGUGAUCCCCGAAGACCCCAAGCGAGGCGGCGACACCCUGACGCCCGGAGACACGUGCUACAAAUACGACCGCGACGGAUACAAUGGCCACGACGCCGGGUAUCGGAAACUUGACGAAUGGCAGACGGUUUUCACACGACCCAUCAUCAAGCGACUGGCUAGCCUAGCGACCGGGAUCGAGCUAGAACCCGUCGACGUCUACAGCAUGAUGGAAAUGUGCGGCUUUGAGAUCCUAGUGCGCGGGUCCAGCCCGUGGUGCGCCGUCUUCAGCCAGGACGAAUGGCUUGACUUUGAGUAUGCGCGCGACUUGCUACAUUUCUACCGUGCCGGUCCAGGCAAUCCCUAUGCCGGGGCCAUGGGUUGGCUGUGGUUGAACGCCACGCGCACUUUGAUGCUCGAUGGCCGCGCCCAACACCCAUACAUGAGCUUUGUUCAUGAUGGAGACAUCGUCCCCGUGCUGGCCACCUUGAAGGUAUUCGACGAGCGUCUCAUGCAGCAGACCCUGCCGUCGGACAAGAUCAAGUCUGAUCGGAAUUGGAGGACCAGCGACGUCGUUCCCAUGGGAGGACGUUUGAUCCUCGAACGCAUUGUCUGUGACGCCUUCGCCCCAGCAUCGUCGACCAGCAAAGACUAUUUCGUGCGACUCUUUAUCAAUGAUGGCCUCAUCCGCCUACCGGGUCUCCCCAAGAUGUCACGCAUCCUGCACGCCAUCAAUAUCUCGGAUUUCUCCGAUUUUGUCAGAACCAGACAGGAUAUCUUUGGCGAGUUUCGAGCCGUCUGCUCGUUGCCCGACAAUGCUCCAGAUAGAAUCACCUUUCUGCAUCAGGAUUGAUUGUUCGUUGGCCUGCUCCACCUCGGUUCUGG
Exophiala mesophila is the source of this 1702-nucleotide messenger RNA. RefSeq lists its product as uncharacterized. Gene Ontology annotation, cellular component: fungal-type cell wall. The record is from RefSeq and is a predicted model, not a curated record. NCBI's taxonomy places the organism in Eukaryota, Fungi, Ascomycota, Eurotiomycetes, Chaetothyriales, Herpotrichiellaceae. Gene Ontology annotation, molecular function: acid phosphatase activity. Bases 141 to 1670 code for a protein of 509 amino acids. The transcript has a single exon.